AUGGCCGAUCUCAGUGCGCGUCUCGCCAAGCUGAACCCAUUCGCAGGGAAAAGGAGAGGAGGAGACGAAUAUGAGGAUUAUGGCGAGGAAAUCGACUCCAGCACCGUGGCCGGAGGCGGCCAUAGUGCCCGUCGAACUGAGGUCACGGAGCAUGAGCUCAGAGUGAGCCACGCCCUCAGAGCAUUUCUUUGCAGCAAAGGCCUCCUUUCAGAGGAAGACGCCGCCUCCGAUGAACCCACCGAGGCCCUCCGGGCUCUCCUUGACAAGCCUCAUAUCAGUGUACCCCCAGAACUCACGGACAGGUCGCACCCUUUCCCCGAGUACUUCAUCAGCUCGAGCCAUAACACUUACCUGAUAGCGCAUCAACUGUUUGGCAAUUCUGCUGCCUCUGCUUAUGAGACGGCUCUUCGGACAGGCUCCCGAUGCGUUGAGAUUGAUGCUUGGGAUAAUGACGACGACAAGGAUGAGCCUAAGGUCACCCACGGGUACACCUUAGUGUCUCAUAUUCCGUUCCGGGCUGUGUGCGAGACUAUACGGGACGUCAUGGAUGUAGAGGCUGCACAAGCCAUCAAUGCCCAAGGUUACCGGGCAGCACCGAUUCUCAUCUCCCUCGAGAACCACUGUGGACAUCAUGGCCAGAUACGGCUUGUGGAGAUAAUGAGAGAGGUCUGGGGUGAUCGUUUGCUCAGCAAAGCCAUUCGAGAGAAGGGCCAUGAUGAGCAACAGGGCGGCGAGCACGUCACUCUUGAGGAACUCGGCUCCAAGAUCGUCGUAAUAGUUGAAUAUCAUAUUCCUGGCGAAGUUGAGUCAGACUCCGACAGCAGCUCUAGCGAUGAGGAGGAUGAGGAGGAAGAGAAAGAAGCUCGCAAGGCUUAUAAACAGAAAAAGAAGGCUGCCAAAGACGCGAUCAUCAUCCCGGAACUGGCCGAGCUGGGCGUGUAUGCGCAGUCCGUCAAGCCAACCAACAACUCAUGGUUCGAUCCUGGUGAGCUCAAGAGUGGGCCACAUCACCACCUCAUCAACGUCUCGGAAUCUGGAUUAGCAUCUUCAAUCCCCACAUUCGGUGAUAAGAUCGGCCGCCACAACGCUCAGCAUCUCAUGCGAGUGUUCCCCAAGGGCACGCGUAUCUCCUCCGAGAACUUACACCCCGUGCCUUUCUGGGGCGUGGGUGCCCAGAUUUGUGCUCUAAAUUGGCAACAUUUUGGUACCGCUAUGCAGCUCAAUGAGGCACUGUUCAGCGGAACGGAUGGAUACGUCUUGAAGCCAGCCGCUCUUCGCUCUGGCGGUGACGGGAAGCUAAAUACCGGUAAGAGAACGAGGCUCCUCCUUCGUGUUGCCGGUGCAACUGGUGUGCCGGUUCAUGGAGACCACAAGGAAGAUGAGAUCAAGCCAUAUCUUACUUGCAUAUUAAUGCAUCCACACACUGUUGGUGGCGAUCACCCGAAGCGUAAGACAGAACCGUACAAGCAGCACAAACUCACAGGAUUUUUGCACAGUGGAGAGAACCCACUGCCAUCUGAGCCUGUUUGGGACGAGACACUUGAGUGGGAGUAUGACGACAACGAACUUGUGUUCCUGCGCCUACUUAUCAAAAGCGAUGAGGCUUGGGCGACAAAUCCCAUGUUUGCAGUCGCGACCGUCAGGCUCAUGUAUGUUGUGCCCGGGUGGAGUUUCAUUCGUAUGCUGGACUUAAAAGGGAGAGAAACAACGUGCACUUUACUGGUGAAAUUUGAGGUUGAAGAAGUAUAA
Messenger RNA from Phaeoacremonium minimum UCRPA7, 1749 nucleotides. RefSeq names its product putative 1-phosphatidylinositol- -bisphosphate phosphodiesterase delta-3 protein. The transcript has a single exon. Gene Ontology annotation, biological process: lipid metabolic process; phosphatidylinositol-mediated signaling. The record is from RefSeq and is a predicted model, not a curated record. The coding region runs from base 1 to 1749 and encodes 582 amino acids. NCBI's taxonomy places the organism in Eukaryota, Fungi, Ascomycota, Sordariomycetes, Togniniales, Togniniaceae. Gene Ontology annotation, molecular function: phosphatidylinositol-4,5-bisphosphate phospholipase C activity.